CAGAAACGUAUCCCAGCGGCCAACACCGAGCGACUAGUACCAUCAACUUGAGCAAUCUCGCAGUCACAGGCUCAGGCCAAAAUCCUUCUUGCGGGCCACCCUCUCUAUCUUACAGGUCAUCCAUCAUGCGCGUCUGUCGUCGAUGGCUCAUGGCACUUUUCGUCGAAAUCACCACUCUUGCUUUGGUCACCAUGGCGAUUCCCGUCAAAUUCUCACCUGCGAGCUCUUCUCAACCCACUGCUUCCUAUCGAGGUAUGAUGGGAAACAGUUUUGCUCCCAAUACUUUUCAUCCUCAUGACGACCCACAACUCGCCGCCACAAUUGAAAAGAUUUAUCGUUUGAAUGACAAGCAACGCGCCAGAAUAGGAGCCAAAUUGGCGAAACUCGAUGCCCCACCCAAGCCCAAAUCCCGCUUUGCAAAAUUUUGGGAGCGUUUCCUCAGGUUUUUCAGGCGCAAAAGAACCCCAUUCCAGGCGACAUUGGACAAGACAAAGACUCUCGGUGGAGCAACCGUAGGACCAGUAGUCACCGGACUCUCUCUGGGCGCGUUGAGCGCCUGGCUGCUUGGAAUGUCUGCAAGAUUUGCCGAGGCCAUUCGGAUUUCGGCCUAG
Molecule: messenger RNA, 611 nt
Organism: Puccinia graminis f. sp. tritici CRL 75-36-700-3
Lineage: Eukaryota; Fungi; Basidiomycota; Pucciniomycetes; Pucciniales; Pucciniaceae
Exons: 1
Coding region: 126-611 (161 amino acids)
Source: RefSeq, a predicted model, not a curated record